Colletotrichum phormii is the source of this 1305-nucleotide messenger RNA. RefSeq lists its product as uncharacterized. The transcript has a single exon. The record is from RefSeq and is a predicted model, not a curated record. The annotation marks the transcript as partial. Gene Ontology annotation, molecular function: oxidoreductase activity. NCBI's taxonomy places the organism in Eukaryota, Fungi, Ascomycota, Sordariomycetes, Glomerellales, Glomerellaceae.
UCCUUGUCAGGCAAAGUCGCCAUCGUCACCGGCGGCGCGCGAGGCAUCGGCGCCGCCAUUGCGUUGAAGCUCGCACGAGAAGGGGCCAGGGUGCGUCUCUACCGACCUCAAUCUUGUUUAAAUGAGAAUCUCGGCUAAAGCUAGAAUUUCGUGAUUCGCGUGAUUGAAGGUCGCCUUCACCUUUGUAAACACUUCAUCAAUAGCCAAGGCCCAUGAGGUCAUAUCCGAGAUCGAGGCCUGCGGGUCCUCGGCGACCGCCAUCCAAGCCGACGUCUCCAAGCAUCAGAAGAAGGUCAUCGAGCGGACCAUGAUGGCGUUUGGAGUCACCAAGAUCGAUAUCCUCGUCAACAACGCCGCCGCGACGCUCAGCGCGACGCUCGACGACACUACUACCGAGGACUACGACCGCAUCUUCGACACCAACACGCGCGCCGUGUUCUUCAUGAUGCAGGCCGUCAAGCCGCAUAUUGCGCCGGGCGGUCGCAUCAUCAACAUCUCAUCCGUCGCCGCGCGCGCUGAUUCGCCGGGCAGCAUGGCCUACGCGGGGAGCAAGGCGGCCGUCGAGGCGUUCACGCGCGUCGCGGCGCGAGAGAUGGGGCAGGCGCAUGGCGUAACUGUGAAUUGUAUCAGCCCGGGGACGGUCAAGACGGAGAUGUUUGACUCGCUGCCCGACGACCAGCGCAGCGCCGACUUGGAGAGGGCUUCGCUUACGCCUGCCGAGGCGAGGCUGGGUGCUGUCGAGGACAUUGCCGACGUUGUUGCGUUUGUGGCGAGCGACGAGUCGAGGUGGAUUACGGGUACGGUGAUUCCCGUCAACGGGGGCCGUCUGAUGAAUUGAGGUGAUGAUGAGUGAGUAUGGAAGAACCAACGACUGAUGGAGAUUGGGAUGAGGGGCGUGAAAAGUUAUUUAUAUGCCCGGCUUAUGGGACACAAAUGGGACAGAGGGGGUUUUGACAAGGCUGUAUAACAAGUCAAGUGUACGAUGUGAGUCUGGGUCUGAGACAUCGGGAUGGACUUUUCUUGUAUUUCUUCCUUGGCUUUUUCGGUCUUUCUCGGGUAACAACACGGGUGUCUCUGGGUUCGGGCUUGGGUUCUAUGGGAGUGUCGGUCAUGCAGUGCUACAUGAAGCUGUACUUAUUUCUUGGAUCAGGAUUCCCUGUCAGCUUGUUUGGGGGCUGUCUUUGUCUUCUUUUCUCUUUUGGUCUGAUCUGGUCGCACUUCUUCUUCGUGUAUGGUAACGACUUGAGUUCUUGAGUACACGGCCGGAAACAGUUUGGAAUACCACUUAUGAAUUUGACUUUUUCA